GCCACCGACUGACAGCCCCCCAAGCGGCUCUCACUAAAUCCUUGGUGUUUCGAGUCUGACAUCAUCACGCAACCGUGUUUUUUGGCAAGUUUAACAACCACAGGUAGUUUAGAUGGUUAGAGUUAGGUUACGGUAAAGGUUUCGUAAAACUUGAAAUACCAAGGAUUUAGUCAAAACCAACAAGCCACGCCCACGGAUCUGACUCGAAACACCAAGGAUUUAGUGAGAGCCGACAGCAAGCACGCGCGCUGAGCAGUCUCCAGCAGAAAACUCGGUUGAAGAAAACACAACAUCCGCUGUUCUCCCUCACACAUGGAGUACAGUGAUUUCUGACCAGGACACCUCUGGGAUGCCACUGUGGUCCAGUAGUGGUAUCAGAUGGACAUGACAUGCUACUUUUAUGAUGUCAUUUCCUGUGUCUGUUGUCCAGGAUUGGUCAAGUUGAUGGCUGAAGAAUGGCUGGGUUGUUUGGUGUCCCUUGACUGCGGGGUCACUUUAGGUGUGUACCAGGGUGAAGUGGACCCGAACAGACAGACUUUCUCUCUCCGACAGCCGCUUCGUAACGGUGUCCGUUGCCUUGUGUCAGAGGUCACCUUCAGUGUCAUAGACAUAAGGGAGCUGAAGAUUCUUGAGAUUGGAAACGGUCAAGGAAUCGACUCUGACCCGUCAUCUUCCUCAUCAUCAUCAUCAUCAUCACACAGCAGAAACGGCGGUUGCGCAGUCACAGGCUGUCCUCCUGUCAUGCUACUGCGCAGAGGCUGCCAUGAGAGUCAGGUCAUGUGGAGAAGCGCAGAGAUGAAGACCGUCACAGGAGGGCAUCAUGAGUCUUUUAUGGCAGACACUGAUGUGGAUCUUCAGGGAAAUCUGCCGGCGUUUGAUAAACGACUGACGCAGACAUCGAAUGUUCCAGUGACCGCACCGCAGCGUGAAGAAAAGAAAUAUUACACCGAUUCAGGUUUGGUCGUCUCCAGCGUGUCUUACGGCGUAUACAAGCGUUUGCUGGCCGCAGCGGAGCGUCUCGGUCUGUCUGUGGAGCCGAGGCUGGAGAUGACGGGGAUCUGUGGGGCUCAGACGGCUCUCGUGCUGCUCGGGGGUCCUUACAGAUUGACCCCAAAAACCGUGCACCGGCGGCCUCAGGUUGUGCUUCUGUGUGGGCCGCACGUUCAGGGCGUGAGCUGCAGACGACACUUAGCCAAUCACGAGGUGGAUGUGAUCGUCUUCCUGCCCAACUGUGUGAAGAUGCAGGAGACCGUCACCACUGAACUGAUGCUCUUCAAUCAAACCAGCGGCAGACACGUGCUGAACGUCAGAGAUUUGCCCGUGACACCGCCGGUGGAUCUGGUCAAUAACUGUCUGGACAGUAGUGGUGGGCGGAUCGAUCCUGAAAGCGUCUUCCUCGGAGAACAGCUCUGGAACCAAGCGGCAGCCGACUGGGCCAAUCAGAAUCGAGUUCCGGUGUUGAGCGUAGACCCGCCCGUCAGCGGAUGGUGUCUGGGACUGCCUCUGUCGCAGGGCGAGGGUAGAGUUUACCUGUGUGACAUCGCUUUGCCACAGCAGGUGUUUCACGACGUGGGGAUCGACUACGUGUCGCCGUUUGGGUCCAAAUUUGUCAUUCCACUUUAUUGAGUGUGACAGAUGGAGACAUGUGCGGAUUGUGUUACUGUAGCUGCUGGUGUGAAUGCCAGAAACAAUCAAGCACUUUCAUAUUUAUGACAAAUAAUAACAAAUCAUGCUUCCUGCUGUUUUGUUUCUUCAUAUUUAUUUGUACAUUAACUUCAAGGUAAAAUGGUGCUAGAAAGUGUCAAACCCAUCAUUGUUGGAUGUAUUUCUGAUUUGUUUUGGCUGUUUUCUACCACUAGACGAUGCAAUACUUCAUCAUUCUAAUUUAAACUAUCUAUUAAAGUGUAUUGCAGUAUAAAUUGAUAUGAAAUGUAAACACAUUACUCUGAAAACAAA
Triplophysa rosa is the source of this 1956-nucleotide messenger RNA. RefSeq names its product enhancer of mRNA-decapping protein 3-like. Gene Ontology annotation, cellular component: P-body. The record is from RefSeq and is a predicted model, not a curated record. The transcript is spliced from 9 exons. Gene Ontology annotation, molecular function: mRNA binding. Bases 379 to 1626 code for a protein of 415 amino acids. Lineage: Eukaryota; Metazoa; Chordata; Actinopteri; Cypriniformes; Nemacheilidae. Gene Ontology annotation, biological process: P-body assembly; deadenylation-independent decapping of nuclear-transcribed mRNA.